This is a messenger RNA of Eremothecium gossypii ATCC 10895, 1083 nucleotides long. RefSeq names its product mitochondrial 37S ribosomal protein bS1m (gene MRP51). Gene Ontology annotation, cellular component: mitochondrial small ribosomal subunit. The transcript has a single exon. The record is from RefSeq and is marked provisional. Bases 1 to 1083 code for a protein of 360 amino acids. Gene Ontology annotation, molecular function: structural constituent of ribosome. Gene Ontology annotation, biological process: mitochondrial translational initiation. Lineage: Eukaryota; Fungi; Ascomycota; Saccharomycetes; Saccharomycetales; Saccharomycetaceae.
AUGAGCAGCAGCAAUCUGUCUUCUAUAUUGCGCAACUCACGCAUUGCGCAAGUACCCAAGCCUAAAGGCCCUCUUUUCUCUCCGGACAAGAAGUAUGUGCCAACUCAUCAGCUGAUUGAGAAUAAGGCGUCAACGAUGCACCGUCAAGAGUGGGGUAUGAAGUCGAGCAUUCCUUCGAGGUCAAAAUCACGCUACUUGAUUUUUGAUGAACUGGACACACAGCAGCGAUUGACAUCUUUUGAGGCGAUCGGGCAGUACCAGUGGAAUAGAAUCCGUAUCCAGGAGUUAGGAGUUGUACCUGAGCGGGCGACAGCUGGAAAUUCGUUCCAAACAAGUGCUGACGCCAACGCGCCUUCUAACCCUCUAUUCAGUGGGUUUUCCAGCAGACUAUCCGCACGGACGCCGUUGAGUUCAUUUUUUGGUCUAACCUCGAAAAGCGACGCUAAGCAAUGGAAGGCAGCAGAGAAGAAAGUUGCGGCUCUGCGUCCUGCAUUCAAGAAAUGGCUACAAGAUCAUCACCCCCAUUUGAUAAUCCAUAAGGAUCAGAUGGACCCUGCUGACUUCCGGAAGCGCGCAGUUGAAUUCAUUACGGAGAUUGCUACGCGGUCCUCCGGAGCUGGCGGCAGCUGGAAAGUCGUUGGUAACGGUGGAUUGACAUACGGCCUGAAAGGUAGGCUGCAACAGUCUCCGCUUGGUAUUAAACAGAACACAGUUGUUGAAGGAAGAAUCCUGCAGACUAACGGCAUGGAGAAGUCGGUGGCCGCCGCAGGCUUUGUCGGAAAUGGCAUGCUAGGUACCAACUUGCGGAAGGUGGACUACGCUAUGGGUGAUCUAGUCAGAACAGCGCGCUUCCCAUUCGAAGUGAAGCAGGCUAGACUGCUUGAAAAUGGCAGAUUGCUCAUGGAUAUGUCUUUGAUCGAACCCAAGAACACAGCCAGAAAGUACGGUUACGGCGCGAAGGAGAAUAAGAAUAGGACCUAUAUUUUCCAGAGAGGCGCUGUCAACGAGCGGAAAAUCAGCUCUGAAGAAUCCGCCCAACAGGCGGAGGAGCUGCUGAAUAUUCUGACGAAUUUUGAGAACUGA